Medicago truncatula (barrel medic) is the source of this 1195-nucleotide messenger RNA. RefSeq lists its product as uncharacterized. The coding region runs from base 104 to 1195 and encodes 363 amino acids. The record is from RefSeq and is a predicted model, not a curated record. The transcript has 2 exons. Lineage: Eukaryota; Viridiplantae; Streptophyta; Magnoliopsida; Fabales; Fabaceae.
UAGUGGAUCUCGUAGUAGAAAAUAUUUAAAUAGAGAUCAUGCAGCGGCAAACCAAAGACUCAUUGACGACUACUUUGCCAAUGAGCCUACAUAUGGCGAUGCAAUGUUUCGUCGUCGGUACCGGAUGCAAAAGCAUGUUUUCCUUCGAAUCGUUGGAGACCUUUCAAUUACUGAUAACUACUUCACCCAGCGAGUUGAUGCCGCCAACAAAGAAGGUAUAUCACCGUUAGCAAAAUGUACCACAGCAAUGCGAAUGUUAGCAUAUGGCGUGGCAGCAGAUGCGGUCGAUGAAUACAUCAAAAUAGGAGGUACUACAGCAUUGGAGUGCUUACGUAGAUUCUGUAAAGGAAUCAUACGAUUGUAUGAGGAAGUGUACCUGAGAGCACCAAACCAAGAUGACCUUCAAAGAAUACUACAUGUUAGUGAAAUGCGGGGGUUCCCAGGGAUGAUCGGGAGUAUUGACUGCAUGCACUGGGAGUGGAAAAAUUGUCCUAAAGCAUGGGAAGGUCAAUUCACCAGGGGGGAUAAGGGAACCACCACAGUUAUUCUUGAAGCAGUUGCAUCUCAUGAUCUAUGGAUCUGGCAUGCCUUUUUUGGAUGUCCAGGAACGUUGAACGAUAUCAAUGUUCUAGACCGGUCACCGGUGUUUGAUGAUGUGGAACAGGGAAAGGCUCCACGGGUGAAUUUCUUUGUGAAUCAACGUCCCUAUAAUAUGGCAUACUAUCUAGCUGAUGGUAUCUACCCUUCUUAUCCAACUUUCGUCAAAUCAAUUAGACUUCCUCAAAGUGAACCUGAUAAGUUAUUCGCAAAACAUCAGGAGAGCUGUCGGAAGGACAUCGAACGUGCUUUUGGAGUGCUUCAAGCUCGAUUUAAAAUCAUCCGUGAACCAGCUCGCUUGUGGGACAUAGCCGAUUUGGGUAUCAUCAUGAGGUCAUGCAUCAUAUUGCAUAAUAUGAUUGUUGAGGAUGAACGAGAUACAUAUGCUCAACGUUGGACCGAUUUUGAGCAAUCCGAGGGAAGUGGAUCUAGUACAGCACAACCAUACUCGACCGAGGUGUUACCCACUUUUGCAAAUCAUGCGCGUGCUAGAUCCGAGUUGCGUGAUCCAAAUGUUCAUCACGAAUUGAGCUGUGCUAAUCCUAGCGAAAAAAACAUCUCAAACAUGUCACAAACAUUUGAAUCAUUGGAUGGAUGA